Messenger RNA from Bactrocera dorsalis (oriental fruit fly), 6833 nucleotides. Its product is annotated as myosin-11. The record is from RefSeq and is a predicted model, not a curated record. The transcript has 18 exons. NCBI's taxonomy places the organism in Eukaryota, Metazoa, Arthropoda, Insecta, Diptera, Tephritidae. The coding region runs from base 435 to 6455 and encodes 2006 amino acids.
ACAUUCAGUUCUUCGACAGACGUACGAGAGUUCGCAACGAUUUUCCCAACUUACCGAGCCGCUACAACGCCGUUACGAGCGAACGUGCAAAUAUCACUGUCUACUAUUGGUGCGAAAGGGAUGAAUAGAGACAGUUAUUUUUGAAUUUUAGGAAGAAUGAGCACUAUGAAAUAUGUAGAUUUUUUCAAAGUAAAAGCUGCAGCGGAAUACAACCAGUGAAUUAGCACAAGUUAAUGCGGAACCAUAAAUACCGAAAUUUUGACGGCAUAUUGCUAAUAAAAUAAUUUGUAUUGCUGCCGUCACCAUCACCAUCACCAGCCGCCAUAACAUCAGCAACAACAUCAGCAUCAUCGUCAGCGCAUCAUCAGCGCCCCACUCCCCGCAUAAUCGUUAUAUAUUGAAAAUUUUAUAUUCCACAACGAUUUCCCCCCUAAAUGCAUCAUUUGUAUCCAUCGUUAAAAGGUGACCAAUUAUGUCCGCUGGGGUUCCAUCCCCAGACCCGCUAUCCGACACGCUGCAAACGUUGCUUUCGUGACUACAAAGAGCAUGGCGGACGGCGGGGUAUUGAAGAUGUGGCCGUCUCAUCGCCUAACUUAACAGAGGGCAGCAAUUCCAGACCAUCAUCGCGCACGUGGACCUCUACACAGAAUCUGUCGAGUUUUAAUGGCACGGGGAGUAGUAAUGAUAUCGUUGUUCACUUUAAUGUAGAACUUAAGCGGCGUCCACAAUCAUGGGCCUCCACACCGGACAUCGACGAAGCGGACGAACAGACGACAAAGGUCAACUCGCGUCCCAGUGGUCGUACGCAGGAAAACGAUGUGGACGUGACAUUGAAGCUACCGGUACCUCCACGGCGGCAUACAACGGCGCUGGAUAUAAAGGAGGUAGAGGAUUCCACAUCAAAGACAGCAUCCUCAUCUUCCACAUCAUCACCUUCGCGUUCUAGUAUUCCGGAGGAUCUAAUUAUCCUUUCCACUGACAGCCUCGCCGAACGGGUACGUAAAAUGAAUUUGUUGAAGAAGCAGCGCCAAAACUCCCGAGAAUCCAGUCGAGAACGUUCCAUACCCAAGAAGAGCGAUGAUAGUGAUAACAAUUCAUCCAGCGAUACUGAGAGUAAAGCGCCACCUGAUCGACCAGAGCGCAGCAAAUCCACCACAUCCAUGGCAGAAGCUGCCGCCAAACGCAAUUCGCUGCCCCCGAAGAAGGCUACAACCUCCAGCACAGCAUCCGCAACUUCCUCCACUUCAACAACAACUUCCACGACAAGCGCCGGUAUCACACCGAAAGCAGUGAGUACAGCGUCGUCGACAACAAAUGGCGCGCGUACAAAUUCUACAAGUUCAACAGCUAAGUCGUCUACAAGCACUUCCACAACGACCGCAUCAAGGCAACAAAAGGAAGAAGCAAGACGGUUGAAAUCUGCCGAAGAUGUGGAAUUCAUGCUGAAAAUUAAAGAUACCAAGUAUGCGCAUAAAAGACAAACGCACGAUAAUAGUUCCCUUACGACGGAAACGACAGAAACCACUUUGGUGGGUCCGAACGAUAGAGAGCUGCAUGAUGAGCUGAAACGGUUGCGCACCGACUACGAAGCGAUGAAAUUACGUGCUGAGCGCGCCGAACGCGAAAAAAGUGAUAUUUUGUUGCGUCGGCUCGCCUCAAUGGACACCGCAUCGAAUCGGACCGCAGCCUCCGAGGCUUUAGCGUUGCAGCAAAAGGUAAACGAGAUGAAAGACCAACUGGAAAAAGUUAACGAGGAGAAACGUAAGCUAAAUAUACGCAUGAAAGAGAUCGAAAACAAUCCGAAAGGUGGCGAGUAUGAGUUAAAACGUAAACUACAGGCAGCCGAGCAGCUGUGCGAAGAGCUGAUGGAGGAGAAUCAGGAUGCAAAGAAGGAGAUUAUCAAUUUGCAGGCCGAAAUGGAUGAGUUGCAAGACACCUAUCGCGAUGAUGAGGUGAAAGCGAAAACAAAUCUGCAAAAGGAGCUGGAAAAGAUGACAAAAAAUUGCCGAAUACUCAAUUUCAAACUUAAGAAAUACGAACGUAAGGUUGAAAUAAUGGAACAGGAGAAACAAAACAACUACAAUACAGAUUUAUUGACCAAGGUCAAUAAGCUGGAGGAAGAGCUGCGUUUUGCAAACGAACUAACACGUAAAUUACAAGUUGAAGCUGACGAGCUACGCAAUCCGGGCAAAAGAAAGACGCCUAUGUUAGGCAUUAUUGGCAAGUCUACAUCGGCGGACGCAAAUCCACAGCCACCACUACAAUUAAUGCGCGACUUACAAGACUCUGUGGAACGUGAAUCGGAUUUGAAGGACCAGCUGAAAUUUGCCGAGGAAGAGCGUCAAAAGUUGCUUGUGAAAUUGAAUGCGAACGUUGGCAUAAACGUUGGUACUCAAACCUUGGAACUUCCCGAAAUUUUAUGUUUUCCGCGUGGCACACAAACGCGUCGACUGGCUUAUGCGGAUGCUAGCGUUGAAACACAACCACUGCUUACUAACGAUGCGGCCACAGCAGUGCUCGUGGAGACAUGUGACAGCUUUACACAAAUGGCCGAAAUGAAAAGCGCCGAAGUCGACACACAAACACAAACCACUGGAACACAAGAAGUUUCCACAGAAACUGUUAAUAAUAUUUGCGAUGCUUCCACUGGAACCGAUUGUAUUGAAGUAUUUCACGUCAGCACUGAGACUGAGAGUAGAAAACUUUCGAUUGACGCUCAAAUUGCUGCAGAAAACCAGAAAUCUUUUUGUGACCGUGAAUGUUCACCAUUUGCAAUGGUGUUUGCCGCAGUGGCGCCUAGGGCAACAUCUGCGCUACUCUUUCCUACUGCAAUGUCGCAAGCGCUCAUGUCGGGCGCUAGUGCAGCUACACGUAAGCUGAGCCCGAUACCACAUCGUCUGAUGCCUGAAUCGGCGGCUGAACGUGACGAAGGUAUAUCCGAUGAGGACGAUCCCGCCGAGUUACGCAUACUUUUGGAACUGAACGAGCAAGAGGCGUCGAUACUGCGUCAGCGUGUUGACGAUUUGGAGAAAGAAAAUCGUGAAACUAAAAAGCAUGUCAGAGAGCUGCAGGAGAAAGUCCAUCAAGCUGAGACGGGAGACAAGAAGUCUUCUUUGCUCUCGUUCAACUCGACACCAACAAAUGCCGCAGAUAAGAAACUUAAAGCACUCACUGAGGAGCUAAUGCAGUUACGUAAAUCACUAUCCGAUAAGGAUCGUACAAUCGAACGCUUGCAGUCAGAGAUUGCGGUUAAAACGGGCUCGGCGCUGCCACAAGAUGUCAAUAUAGAUGCGAAGCGUCAACUGAAAUUGGUCGAACAAGAGGCGUCUGUGUUGCGCACGAAAAUCUCGACAUUGGAAAGUGAAAAUGAGAAGUUGCUGAAAGAUAAUAAACGCAUGCAAUUGCAGGCGCUACGCAAGAGUACGUCAUUGGAUAAAAAUGGCGCGAAUGGGGAGGAACUUACAAAAUUAAAGGAAUCGCUUGAAAAGAUGGAGCGUGAACGUAAUGAGUUAGAUGGCAAAUUGAAAGUUAUAUUACAGGAAGCUGAAGAGAAACUGCCCAUUCGAACGCCCAAACGUGUAACAGAUUUAACGCCAAAGAAUCACUUGAAGAAAUGGAUCGAAGAGUUGGAGGAUGAGAUACGGGAAAUGCGUGUGAUAGUAUUGAAUAGUGGAGGAGAAAAAGUGAAGAUGCUUGAGACUGAAAAGGCGACUUUGGAGGAGCAGUUGCAGAAAGCCAAACAGCGUUUAUCCAUAGCUGAGGGUGAUAUUGAUCGCUUAAAAGCACUGACAAGUUCUUCACCGAAACUCAGUGAACUGGAGCAAAAAUUAAAGAAGUCUGAUGAUGAAGCUAAGAAACACAGUUCUAAAGUCAAAGAGCUGGAAGAUAAGAUUAAAAAGCAAGAUAGCCAGAUUAAGAAAAUUGAAGCAGCAAAGGCCGCGCUGGAAACGCAGACUAAACUUGACAAAGAAAAGCAUACUACGCUGGAGAAGGACUACGAAAAAGAGCGUAAAGAGCGCGAGAAACUCGAGUCUAAACUUGCACAAUUGGAUGCCGAUCUUGCCAGCGCCAAGAAGUCAGCGGAAAAAACAAAAAUGUCGCUAGAGAAGGAAGUAAAAGAGCUCAAAUCCAAAUCCUCAAAAUCCGAUUCCAAACAAGUGCAAGAGCUUAAAAAGCAAAUUGAAGAACUCCAAAAACAAGUAGCUGAUGAAAAUAAACGCUACAAUGAUUUGAACACACAUUGGGAAAAAUUAUCAGAAGAAACGAUACUAAUGCGCGCUCAACUAACCACGGAGAAGGAUAAUAUGCAGGUGGAGCUGAAUUCGCUGCAACAAAAACUCAAUGAAAUGGAUGAAAUACGUUCGGAGCGUACAGAACUGGCGAGGAAACUGGGCGAAAUGAAGCGCAAGCUGCAAGAAGCCGAGGCGAAACAGAUUAAAAACGGCGCUUCUGAAUAUGAAAAGACAAUGCUGAAGAACAAAUUGGCAGAGAAGGAGCAAGAAUAUGAUCGCUUGCGCCGAGAAAACGAAAUGAAUAUAGAUUUAGUAUUUCAGUUACGUAAGGAAAAUGAUGAUAUAAGUAGUAAAUUAAAUGAUUUUAGUCGCAUCGAGCAAGCGCAGUAUUCGAUUAAUGAGCACAGUAGUAGCUUGCAGGCCGAAAUUAAAACGUUGAAAACGAAGUUACAGAACUCGGAAUUACAGCUCAAAUCUGAGGUGGCGUCCACACGUCUGCGUUAUGAGCAACAAGUCAAGAAUUUGAGUGCCGAACUGACUUCCAUGCAGCGCCAAUGUGAGAAGUUUAAAAAGGAUCGCGAUGCCUUCAAACAAAUGUUGGAAUCCGCACAGAAAAAGAUCGGCGAAUUGAAAUCGAACACAGGCCGCCAGAGUCGCAGUUCAAUGCAUAGCAGUGAUGAUGAUGAUAAGAGUAAAAUUGCAUAUCUUGAACAACAGAUCGGCUGCCUAGAGGAUCAGUUAGUUGAAGCACGUCUCGAGGUGAGUAAAGUAAAGACAGAGCUUGUGUCGGAGCGCAGUGCAAAUGAAAUAAAAAUAUCCGAGAUGCAAUCCAAACUUAAUGAAUUCGAAGAAGAGCGUGUCAUCGGCUCGGGACGUACAAAAAUACCAGGUAUGAAAACGAAAUUAGAACUCUCAUGGCAAAAGGAGCGUGAAGAUCAACAGCGACUGCUGCAAGAAACUUCAACUUUAGCACGUGAUUUACGGCAAACGCUUUUCGAAGUUGAGCGUGAACGGGAUAAGGAGCGACUGGAAUCAAAACGACGUUUAGAUCAAUUAAAACGCUCAACCGAAGAGGAGAUGGAGGAGGGACGACGAAAGAUCGCCGAGUUACAGUGUGACUUGUUGGAAUUGCGCGAUGUACACGCUAAAUUGCGCACAUCCAAUGAAAAACUGCGACGCGAACGUGAGCGCUACGAGAAGGAAUUGGUGAAACGGCGUAUGGAACAAGAUGGUGGUGAGCGUAAAGUAGGCGCAUUGCUACAAACCGUCGAUGAAUUAGUAAAAAUAGCGCCAGAUUUGAAAAUGGUAACAACAAGUAGUCGCUCCACAUCGAGCAGUGGCAACACAUUGCGACCGGAUGCAGCGGGUACAGCGCGACAACGCAGUCGCAGUCCAUCGCCCAGUAGUGCGCUCAAUAACUCACAAAUAACUAAUGUGCUGGCGCGUUUGGCUGAGGCAUCUGAGGAGUUGCGCAAAUUCCAGCGCCUCAAUGAAGAUGAAAACGAGCGAACGCGCAUGAGGCGUAGCAAUUUGCGGCGUGCAGCAUCGCAGGAAAACGAUCCACAUGGCAGUCAAAGUUCGGUGGCAAGCGCUGCAGGUUCCACGCGCAAUGGUUCCAAGCUAUCGCGCUCAUCAGGGCAUAAUGGUAGCUUAAUAAGGAAGAGUCUGUCGCUGGAUCAUUCAAUACAGAAGGAUCAGAAUAUUUGGCGUCAAGAUGACGGCAGCGUCUCAUCAAUGCAGUCCAUUGAUUCCGAAUUGGGUGGCAUGGUGCGUGAUAGCAGCUUCGAUUCACGUCUGGACUCACGUUUAUCCGGUGGCUCUACACAGAGUGACAUACCGCGCGGUCCGCGUAAGAAAAAGAAAAGCUUAAUGGGCAAACUGCGUAGUCUAACAAAGAGUAGUCGUAAUUCCGAGAGUGAAGUGUCGAUUCAGGGAUCUGACUCUGAUAUUAGUGUUGCCAGUGAUAUGCGCGCCAGCAAAAAAGAUUUACGUGGUCGUUUAUCAGGUAUGUUUAAGCGCGCGGGUUCAACAUCACGGAGUGAGAGCACCGAACGCAUGGCAGCCGAAAAUCGUCCGGUGGCAGUAAUAGUAGUUGGAGAUGAGAAUGGUCCACAGCCGCGUGAUCCACCGCCAGCAAAUGCUGCCACAGCUAAGCCAAUUCGUGCUGCGAUAAAACCACCGACGCCCACAACGCCGCUGACUAAACGACGUGCCGCCAAGUAGUUGCGCCAUUUUCUAUAUAUUGUAUUAGAAACUCGUUCCAUGCCACGGUAUUUCUUGUCCUACAUCCAUACAUAUUCUUACAUAGUACAUGCAUACGUGAAAUGCUUUCAUUAUUUGAUAUGUUGUAGAGAGAGUGCUUCUUUUUUGCUGCGUAUAAGAGUCGGUGACGAACACGACGAACAAGCGGAUAUAAUUCCAUUUUUAAUGGUUAAAGAGCUUGCCGUAUAGUGUCCGACUCAUUUCUAAAAUAUUAUAAAAUUAAAAAAAAAGUUUCUAUUAGUUUUAUUUAUUACAAAAAUAUUCAUUUUCUCAAUGUAUCAUAAUGUUUAUGUCAUAUUAUAAUACAAAAUCAUUAUAUUAGCCAAUAUGAAUCCAUAA